Molecule: messenger RNA, 3298 nt
Organism: Achroia grisella
Lineage: Eukaryota; Metazoa; Arthropoda; Insecta; Lepidoptera; Pyralidae
Gene: pyx
Product: transient receptor potential channel pyrexia-like
Exons: 14
Coding region: 292-3099 (935 amino acids)
Biological process (GO): transmembrane transport; monoatomic ion transport
Cellular component (GO): membrane
Molecular function (GO): monoatomic ion channel activity; protein binding
Source: RefSeq, a predicted model, not a curated record
UACAUAUUUGUACAGAAAUUAUAAAUACGAAAAUUAUUCAUAUGGAUCAGCAUAUCUGUAUAUACAUAUUAUACAUUGCGUCAUAAGUGAUCUGCUUUCUGAGAAAAAUCAAGGAGGAUUGUUAAUACACCGGCAUUUACCGCCAAAGUGGGACGCGGUGAGCUGCCGAUGGUAUUAAUGGGGUUACACAAAUGAUUCUUUAUUAAAAGUGAGAUAAAAAUAAAUGUGAGUGCUUCUAUCAAUCACCCGUGUCCAGUGGCUUGUGAUAGUGCUAAUGUUCACGCAAGGACUAUGUUGUGUGAUCCUGUAAUUGACAACAUACAGCCGCUGUACCGUGAAGGUAGCGCACGAUGGUGUGCUAUGAGCCAGCUGGGGGAGGACUCCGACGAUGAUGUCGAGGCAGGUUACAUUUCUAGCGACGAGUCGGGUCACGCUGCCGAUCUUGCAGAAAGACUGAGGGUUAAACCAUCUAGGGAUAUUUGGGAAGUAGAUGAGAUCUUAUAUAGUUUACGCCGACUUCCACAAGCUGAAGAAAUAUUAGUGCUAAUAGAGUCAGGACAAUAUGACGAAACCAUCUGCUUGCUUUCUGAAACGUUUCGAGGAAUUGGAGAGCGGACAGCAGUGUUAUGGGCUUGUUGGCUUGGUUGUAGUUCAUUACUCUCUAGAUUAAUAAUUAAUUUGGAUGUCGACCCUAACAGUCGUGAUGAAGCGGGGAGGACAUGUUUACAUUUAAGUUGUUUAGUGGGUAACGAAGAAUGCGUCAAACUGCUAUUAGAACGCGGUGCUGAUCCAAAUAAAUGGGACUCCUAUACGGAUAGAAAAGCUACGCCAUUGCAUUGCGCUGCCAGCGCAAAAUCCUUGCCCUGCGUGAAGAUGUUACUUGACUAUAGGGCUGAUGUAAAUGCUGGUCUAGAAGAACGUACUCCAUUGCAUUACGCAGUGUUGAGUGAUGCAAAAGAUGUAGUAAGCGCAUUAUUAGAAGCAGGAGCCUGUCCAGAUACUCCGCAGGUGUUUACAGAAACUCCGCUUCAUGUGGCAGCAUCUUUAGGCUCAGCUUCUUGUACAAAGUUGCUAUUAGAUGCGGGUGCCGAUGUUAGAGCUGCGAUGGGUCCAGGACGCGCGACUGCGUUACAUUUAGCCGCAGAAGAUGGCCAUGCUGAAUGUGCACAAUUACUCCUUGAUCAUGGAGCAUGUAUUGACAAAGCUAAUUUUAGAGGACAGACACCUUUACAUUUAGCGGCUCUAGCGCAAUCUGUGGAGGUUGUGGAGCUUUUAGGUGGAAGAAAUGCGGAUGUGAGAGCUCGAGACAGUGACGGAAGGACUCCAUUACAUGGAGCCAUUGUAAGGGGAGCCCGAGCUUGUGAUGUGGCACGAUUAUUGCUAUCAGUCGGUGCAGAUCCAAACGCACCAGACAAUUUCGGAUACACUCCAUUACACAUAGCAGCUUUAAAUGAAUUUUCUGCUUGCGUAUUGUUAUUAUUAGAUUAUGGUGGAGAUGUCACACUUCGUACCAAUGGCGGUGUAUCGGCUCUUUCGUUCAUCGUCCGCCGAGUACCUGAUGUCAUUCCUCGAUAUUUAUGUAAACUUGAUGACGCUGUGCACGUGAGUGAGCACGAACUAGGGGACGUGGACUGUGAACUGACAAUUGAUUUUAGACCACUAGUGCCAUGUCUAUCGAGGGGUGAAUCUGAGUUGUUGCUAGCUUUUAUUGAGGUAGGCCAUAAAGACGUUUUAAAACAUCCUGUAGCGGAAACAUUUUUAUAUUUAAAAUGGAGAAGAAUCCGAAAGUUUUUUGUUCUCAGUUUCAUAUAUCACGCAUUAUUUAUUACACUAUAUAGCCUGUAUAUAUUACAAAUAUUCUUGUGUGAAGACGUCACUUGUGCUGUACCACCUUACCUACGUCCGGUGCAGUAUCUAAUUCUACUUCUUAACACGUGUUUCUUAUCAAAGGAAAUUUUUCAAGCGUUUCUCGGCUGGUCGGCUUAUUUUCGACAAUGGGAAAAUUGGUUACAGUGUGGAAUAAUUCUUGGUGUUUUCUUAUGUACAAUACCUAGUUGGGAUAUGGACAAUGGAGUUGUAAGGCACAAUACCUCGGAUUGGCAACACGACGUAGCGGCCAUAACAAUAUUUUUCUGUUGGUUGGAGCUGAUGAUGAUCAUAGGACGGUUUCCAACUUUUGGAUUAUAUGUACAAAUGUUUACAACAGUGACAGUAAAUUUUGCAACAUUUCUUUUGGCGUACAGUUGCCUACUCAUUGCUUUCGGUCUGGCAUUCAGCGUCCUGUUCAGCAACUAUCCAGCAUUCCACCUCCCUGCUGGUUUGGUUAAGACCGUUAUGAUGAUGUCCGGAGAGCUCGAAUAUGAAGAUAUAUUCUACAACAACUGUACCAACUCUCAGAUUCAAUAUCCUUUGACGGCGCAUGGAAUGUUUUUAAUAUUUGUUUUGCUGGUUACUGUUAUAUUGACUAAUUUGUUGGUUGGUUUAGCUGUUAGCGAUAUUCAGGCUCUACAAGAAGGUGCUGGCUUGGACCGAUUGGUGCGGCAAACGCAACUAAUAUCCCACCUCGAGAGUAUGCUCUUCAGCUCUCUGCUGACCUGCGCUCCGAAGCAGUUGCUGGCGGUACUGAGAUGGGGUGCCCUUUUAACAGCAUCCCAGACACGAACAUUGAAUAUUAGACCUAACGACCCGAGGGAAAGCAGGAUACCAAAAGAUUUAAUAACUUCGAUAUACAAAAUGGUAGCCAGUCGCAAGGAUACAAAAAGAAGCGUUCGGAAGAACAACAAUUAUGAAUUCAGAAUAGGAAAAUGUAAAAUAGACGAAGACAUUGCGAGGCAAGUAGUUAAACGAAAAAGUUAUUUAUACGAUCGAUAUUCAUUUGAGAGCCAACAUGUUGAACGAAGAAAGAAAACUACCUCAGGAUCCGGUGAUAAUAAGGGUAGACCAGUUUCCGUAAACAUCAAUACAGUACAGGAUCUCUGUAUGGUUGAUAUUAAGAAUCAAUUAGUAGAGUUAUCAAAAAAAAUCAAUAGGCUGAUUGAAACUAAUGAAACAAGGUUCAAAGUGAUUGAAAAGAAAUUAAAUGAUAUUCAACCUCCAUAAAAUGUAAUGUUGACAUAAGAAUUCAUUUUUAAUCUAAUAAACAUAUAAAAUUGUCCAAAAUAAACUUGAAAAAGGUUAAAAAGUAAUUUAAGACUAUGAUUUGCCUAUGUUGUAGAUCAUUAAUUUAAGGAAUAUAGUACCUAUGUGUAUUUUUUAGUAUGAGUGUAUGAAGAAUAUACACUUUGGAAGAGAAAAUUAC